Priapulus caudatus is the source of this 759-nucleotide messenger RNA. RefSeq lists its product as uncharacterized. Lineage: Eukaryota; Metazoa; Priapulida; Priapulimorpha; Priapulimorphida; Priapulidae. The coding region runs from base 1 to 759 and encodes 252 amino acids. The record is from RefSeq and is a predicted model, not a curated record. The transcript has a single exon.
AUGAAUAAUCACCGUGACCCGGACAUCGCAGCAGCAGCGCCGCCACCCGACGCGCAUACGCACGAGACGCCACCUAGCGGCCAACAGGCGGCGCUCGCAUCGGACUGCGGGGGCGACGAUGCGAGUCGUGUGUGCGAGAGCGACGCUGGCGUCUCCAAGGAGACGGCGGCUGUAGGCGCCUCCAAGGAGACGGCGGCUAGCAAAGCAAGUGACGGCGAGGCGGUGGACGGGGCUUCCUCUGCAAGCUUCCUCUUUGCGGAUUCUCGCGGUACGAGCGGGGAACGUUCGCGGGAGAGUCUCGCCGACAUGACGAGACACGGCGCGGCGGCAGCGGCGACCGUCGUCCCGCGUGCUGACACAGAGGAAGCCGACGUCGCAUCAAUCACUACGACCUCCUUAUCCCGCGACAUCGCCCAGCCUAGCGCAGCUCGCGCAUGCGCUCUACCCGGCAAGCCGUCGGCAGUGCACGCCGACGCCGACGUCGCUCGCCCGGCAGUCGACGAGACGCGCACCGCAGCGCCGCCGGCGUUGGCUCCCGUUGUCAUGGCGACGGAUAGCGUCGACGACGAGGCCGAGCGUGAGGACACGUUUGGCGAGGCGCCGCUGACUCCUCUCAUACCGAGCAAGACGGUGGAUGGCGGGGGCGGGCUGAUGGAAGCUGCAGAGCAGGCCGGCGGCACGGCGGCGGCGGCGGCGGCGGCGGCGGCGGCGGUGAAGACAACUACACGCAACGCUCACUUGCAUAAGAUCGAGAGGUAA